This is a messenger RNA of Rhodotorula toruloides NP11, 1209 nucleotides long. RefSeq names its product acetyltransferase GNAT family. Lineage: Eukaryota; Fungi; Basidiomycota; Microbotryomycetes; Sporidiobolales; Sporidiobolaceae. The transcript is spliced from 7 exons. The coding region runs from base 1 to 1209 and encodes 402 amino acids. The record is from RefSeq and is a predicted model, not a curated record. Gene Ontology annotation, molecular function: acyltransferase activity, transferring groups other than amino-acyl groups.
AUGCUACAGAUCCUGCCAGCAACAGCUGAGGACGUCCCGCGCCUUGUCGAGAUCGGACACUCCGCGUUCGCUGGCAAUGCCCUCGACCGCGCUGUCUUCGGCGACGUCGACCCGCAGGUGCACCGCGAGCACUCGAUCAAACGACAGACGAAGAUGCUCGAGACGGGCAAGAUGUCCUUCAUGAAGGCGGUCGUGGCUGGCGAAAUAGUGGGUGUCGCAAUUUGGGCGCUGCCGAAGAAGGAGGAGGACAAGGCUGAGGAGAAGAAAGAGGAUGGAGCAAACAAGGAGAACGAGUGGCCUCCUGGGACCAACGUCGAGCUGGCGACGGAGAUGUUCAUGCACGACGCAGGAAUCAAGGAGCCGCAUUACUAUCUCGGCUUCCUCUCUGUCGAUCCGAAGUACCAGCGGAACAAGGCAGGCUCGACUCUGCUGCGGUGGGGAUGCAAAAAGGCGGACCAGGAGGGCGUGCCCGUCUAUCUCGACGCGACCAAAGUUGGCAUUCCCGUCUACGAGCGAGCGGGGUUUGAGCCCUUCGGUCCACCACACGUCUCGAAAAUCGACCCGCAACACGUGCUCUACCCUAUGCGCCGACCCCCGCUACGCAUCGAACCUGCUACUCUCGCCGACCUGCCCGCUCUCGCACCAAUCCACCGCCUCGCCUUCUUCCCCGGCGCAAUAACCCAGUAUUGUUUCCGCGACGUCAGUCCCUCCAACUUUGACGCAUGGUUCGUCAAGCGCUUCACAGGCGUAUUGGAGAAGCGCGACAAAGGCGAGAAAGUCGAGGUAUUGGUUGGCAAGAGGGCCGACAAGCCGGUCGCGCUGGUGUACUACGGGCUUGAGCCGGAGCUGGAGAAGCGCGAGAAGGACGACACGCCAAGGCAGUUUCCUGAAGGCGCGAAUGUCGAGCAGGCGACAGACAUCCUUGGACAGAUGGACGCGCACAUCAAGAAGAUCCCGUUCGCUCAUUGCUCCUGGCACAUCAUUUCCGUCCAUCCAGACGCUCAAGGGACCGGUGUAGGGUGGAAGAUGAUGCAGGCUGUUCUGGACGCCGGAAAGGCAGCUGGACUGCCCGUCACACUCGAAGCAACUGACGAGGGACGGCCAAUGUACCAACUCGCCGGCUUCAAGGACUUUGCGGAAGUCAUCGUCGCGAAGAAUGACGAGAGCGUCAAGCUCUGGCCGAUGAUCCUCGAGCAGUCGGAGGGCUAG